Molecule: messenger RNA, 7944 nt
Organism: Monodelphis domestica (gray short-tailed opossum)
Lineage: Eukaryota; Metazoa; Chordata; Mammalia; Didelphimorphia; Didelphidae
Gene: ZNF263
Product: zinc finger protein 263
Biological process (GO): regulation of transcription by RNA polymerase II
Molecular function (GO): RNA polymerase II cis-regulatory region sequence-specific DNA binding; DNA-binding transcription factor activity, RNA polymerase II-specific
Source: RefSeq, a predicted model, not a curated record
CUUUGUUUUAGUGUUUCUUGAUGUCUCAUGGAAUCAUUGGUUUCCACUUGAUAAAUUCUAUUUUUUUUUUAACCCUUACUUUUUCCUUACAGUUAGUGUAAAACCCUUACAGUUCCAACACAGAAAAGCGGUAAGGGCUAGGCAAUUAGGGUUAAGUGACUUGCCUAGAUCACAUAUAGCUAGGAAGUAUCUGAGGUCAAAUUUGAACCCAGGACCUCCCAACUCCAGGCCUAGCAUGCUAUCCACUGUGCUACUUAGCUGCUCUACAAUUUCUUUUUCUUAUCCUAAGUCCAUAGCUAGCAUUUCUAGGAAUCUAUUAGGUGAUAGUGGUGAUAAUGGACAACUUUGCCUUACCCCUGAUUUUACUGGAAAGGCCUCUAGCUUUACUCCAUUAUAUAUAAUUUUGGUUUGAGAUGUUGUUAUCAUUUUAAAAAAUUUUGAUAGUUUACUUUUCUUAUUUUCUAAGCUAUUAACUUCUGAAAUAAAAAUAGAAAAUAAUUGAGUUAUGAAAAAGUGUAUUGCACAGCAAGACCUAAGCAAGGGAGACAUAUUCCUGAGUUUGGGGAAAAAACCUCCACUAAUUAAAAGGACAUUACAUUUUAUAAUGACUGUACAGACAUCGUAGGGGGUUUGAAAGAGGGAAAUCAUAAUGGAAGCAAAGUCUCCCCAAAUUCUCAAAAUUUCAGAAGUAUAAUGUAGUUCAGUGAUAAAAGAGAAAGUACAUUUAAUCUACCUCUUCACUAGUAGGGGCUGUUCCAGAGUUUGAAUGCUAGGACUCAGCCCUACAACUUCCCCCAGGAGAAACCCCACUUCCUAAUCUUUAAAGAUAGGAUUACUUACACUCCUGCUCCAGCUCCUUCCUAUUAUACUCAAACUCUUCUUUCUCAGCCAACUGGUUGGCAUCAAGCCAAGAAAUAAACUCUUGGCACUUUUCUAGCACCUUUCUCUUAUCUUCCUCGCUAAUCUUUCUCUUCAGGUACCCAUCUUCCACUGUACUGUUCAGUCAUUUUCAGUCGUGUCUAGCUCUUUGUGUCCCCAUUUUGGGUUUCCUUGGCAAAGAAAUUGGAGUGAUUUGCCAUUUCCUUCUCCAGCUCAUUUUACAUAUGAGGAAACUUUGGCAAAGAGGGUUAAGUGAUUUGCCCAGGGUCAUCCAGCUAGUAAGUGAGGCCCAAUCUCAACUAAGAUAAGUCUUGACUCCAGGCCUGACAUUCUAUCCACUAAGCCACCUAGCAGCCCCAUUAGAUAGAUACUACUUCCUAUGUUUAGGAAAAGUCUUUAUUUCCACUCUUUCUGUUAUUAUUUUUUUUAAAUCCUUACCUUCUGUCUUGGAGCCAAUACUGUGUAUUGGCUCCAAGGCAGAAGAGUGGUAAGGGCUAGGCAAUGGGAGUCAAGUGACUUGCCCAGGGUCACACAGCUAGGAAGUGGCUGAGGCCACAUUUGAACCUAGGACCUCCCGUCUCUAGGCCUGGUUCUCAAUUCACUGAGCUACCCAGCUGCCCCUUCUUUCUGCUAUUUUUAACAGAAACAGAUAUUAAAAUUUGUCAAAAGCUUUUUUGGCAACUAUGAUAUAAUCACAUAGUUUAAAAAUUAUUUUGUUAUUAAUAUGGUCAAUUGUGCUUAUAGGUUUAAAAAAAAUAUUAAACCAACUCUGCAUUUCUGGUUCGAAUCUAAUCACAGUAUUAUCUUUUCAAUACUUAAUUUUAUCUAUGACCCUGGAAAACAAUAUAUUCUGAGUAUACUUUUUUCUAUUAGAAUGUAAAUAUCAACAAUAUAUAUUCCUUUCCAUUGGAUGAAAACAUUUACCUUUCUAAAGACUCCAGUUGUUUGCAUUUUACUUUCUAUUCAGUUCUCAAACUCACUUCUGAAUCCUUUGCAAUCUAGGUUCUGGACCCAUCAACAGCCAGACAAUGCCUUUUUCUAGAUUACCAAUAUCUCAGUUGCUAUAUCCAAGUCUUUUCUCAGUCCUUAUUUUACUAGACCUCUGCAGCUUUUGAUACUGUCAAAAGUGCCUUCUUCGUAAUCUUUCCUUCACUUCCUUUCUUGGCUGCUAUAGCACUGCUCUCUUUCAUUUCUCCUACUAGUCUGUUUAUCCUUUUAAGUCUCCUGGAUAAUCAUUCUUCUGCCCACUAAGUGGAGAUGUCUCCCAAGGUUCUUUUAUUUCUUUCUGCUGCAUCCUCUCCCUUACUUAUCUCAUCAUAUUAUCUCUAUAUGGAUGACUCCCAUAUUUGUAAAUCCAGACUUAAUCCCUCUCCUAAACUCUGGGCUUGCAUUAUUAACUGCCUGCUCGACAUCUUUACCUGUAUGUCCAGCAGACAACACAAACCAAACAUAUUCAAACUGAAAUGAUAUUUUUUCCAAAACCUAUCCCUACUCCAAGCUUUGUCAAAUCUGUUGGCACUUCAACCAUCUUUAUUGAUGUUGGCACUUCAAACAUCUCUAAGUUUGUAAACUUGUAAUCAUGCUUCACUCUUUUCCCUCAACCUCCAUAUCCAAUCAGUUAUAUAAAAUUGUAAACUCUCAUUAUGAGUGUUAAGCUUCUUGAGGAUAGGGGCUUGCUAGUGCUUAGCAUAGUGCCUGGCAGAGAGUAGAAGUUUAAUAAAUGUUUAUGGUUGAUGUAUUGAUUGGAUGUCUUUUCAUUAAUAUCAUUACACUAUCCUGUAUCUGUCUUCUUUCUACUCACAGCCAGUGCCCUAGUUGAGGGCCUUAUCACUUACUACUUGAGUCUACAUACUUGAGUCUUCUAAUUGGUUUCUCUGCCUCUGGUCUCUCCCUUUUCCAAUUCAUCUGCAGAAUUUUCAGACCAAAAUCCCUAAAACAUAGAUCUGACAUGUCACCCUCUGCUAAAAAGUCUUCCAGGAUUGCCUUUUGCCUCUAACAUAAAAUCCUAAUUUUUCAGCUUAAAGCCCUCUACCACCCAGAUCCCAUCUCUGUUCCUAUCUUUUUCAUCUUAUUCACCUCCACAUAUUCUCUGUUCUUGUCAAAAUGGCAUCCCCUCAUAUAAAACAUAAAGGUCUCCUGUCUCCAUAUAAGAGGUCCUACCCGUCUUACCUCCAUCUCCUUUCAUUCCUUCAAAGAACAGUUCAGCUUCUACCUUCAAUAUGAGGCCUUUCUCCAUUCUCCCCAAUUAUUAGAAUUCUUCCACGCCUGCAAUUACUUUGUAUUUGCUUUUGUAUAUUUUACUUUCCUCCUUCCCUCCCAAUAGCUGCUAGAGGACCAGGUUUGUUACUGCCUUUGGCGAGCUUAACCUCUCAAUGUCCCCAAGUCAACUCCAGUAAGACCAACUUCGUUGAGCAGGAAACAAAGGAUAGGUAGAAAAAUUCCUCUCAUCUAGAGUACCUUACACCAGUCAAAUCACAGGUCUGAUGAGAAACGGCGGUUCCCCUGGGACAACCAAUACCUGAGAGCCCUAAUGAACACAAUGGGACCAAGUGAAAUCCCCACUCCGCGCAUGCCCAAGAGAGUAAAUUAAAAGCCCGCUUGUAACCUUUUGCUCAUUGCAGUAUUAUUUGUAUUGAUAGGGGGAGUAGGUGAGGUGCAUGCGCAGCAUCCUAGUCACAAAGCUCUCGCAUGCGCCUUAAGAAAAAUGUCCACAGAUGAGUUACAAUAGCCAGGUUUCUCCGUUACACAGCUGAAAACACAUACCUUGAUAAUCCUAUAUAAUACACCUACCUGCCUGCUCUCUUAAGAAGAGGAGUCCGCAGGGUGCCUUACGCCCGAACCCUAUCUUGAACAAAAAAGUUCUGCUGUAUUCACCACCCAACGACCUACAUUUCUCUUAUCUAUCUGAAAGGAGUCCUCAUCCAGCCUCGGCAUCCGCUGCAAUAGGCCACGAAUAAAGAUUUUUCUUUUUAACUACAAAACACACUGGCGACUACGGAAGGUACCGAGAAAAGAGACUACAGAAACCCUCACCAUCAGGCAUAAAGUGAGAAGGCAAACAUUUUCCCUAGUGAGGCAACAAAGAUUCCACGUGUAGACUACAGUCCCUCAGCCUAAGUUUGAUUGGGCUCCUUUUCUCUCCCUUUUUAUCAACUCCCCUGCGUCCCCUAAUUGCAGUCGCCAGCCAGUACUUCGGAAUCCGUUUCCUAUUCCAUCUUCCCUUAUAUACACUGUUAUGCUUUCACCGUCUCCAGCCCCUAUACAUGCCCCCGCUCCCAGUCCCAUCUGCUACCCAAAUCCUGCUUUCCCCGCCUUCGUGUUCCAGUCAUCUAGAUGACUCUCAAGCACGCCUUUUCUGAUUGGUCUUACGCGAACUUCCUCUUCCGUUGGCCACUCAAGCAGUCAAGGAGACGUCGGGCUUAAACGAAUCAACCUGUUUGCCGCUGGAGCCUUUGGGAAAUGUAGUUCCAGAAAUUCACCCCGAACAUGCGCUGUUUGAAUUUGAAGCGCUUCUUAGUAUCUCGGCUGGAUUUCCGGCCAGGGAACCGAGGGGGAGUCCGAGGAACUGAAGGUCUUCCUGGGCCGGGUCUUAGUGGGGCUCUUGAGGAGAAGUAAGACUUUUCUUGAGCGUUCCUGCCCAGGAAUCAAUCCAAAGAGAACUGGCAAGAAACUUUGAGUAGAGCCUGAGGCUAGACCCUUAGCUGAAUGAUGACUUCAGCUGUGGCCUGCCAGGCUUCAGCUUCACUGGAGCAGGAAGGGCUCCUGAUAGUUAAGUUGGAGGAAGACUGUACUUGGGGGCAGGAAAUCUCCGUUCAAAAUCCUGAAACAAACCCUGAGACCUCCCACCAGUGCUUCAGGCAUUUCCGAUACCAACAGGCAACUGGACCUCGAGAGGCAUUCAUCCAUCUUCAGGAGCUUUGCCAUCGUUGGCUGAGGCCAGAGGUACACUCCAAGGAGCAGAUCCUAGACUUGCUAGUGCUAGAGCAGUUUCUGACCAUCCUCCCUGGGGACAUCCAGACCAGGGUACGGGAGCAACAUCCACAGAAUGGAGAAGAGGCAGUGACUCUAGUAGAGGAAUUGCAAAGAGAACAUGGAAGAUGCAGGCCACAGGUUACAAUCCAUGGGCGGGGACAGGCAGUGCCUUUGGAGGAGACCUCGCCCCUGGGAGCAACACAGGAACCACCGAACUUCAAGCUGGAGCCAUCGGAGACUGAGCAGAGCCCUUGCCUUGGACUUCAGGACCUGCUGGGCCCUGGCCCUAAAGGGGGGCCCCAACCCCUAAAGGAGAGGGCAUCAUCUACUCCCUGGGUUUCUCUCCUUCCUUCAAAGGCAGAAAGCACUGAAGACAAAGAGACAACAGGGUCCCAGUUACCUGUGACCUUUGAGGAUGUGGCAGUGUACCUCUCCCAAGAAGAGUGGGGGCAUCAGGAGCCCAGUAAGAAGGCCCUUUCCAGGGAAGUCAUGCAGGAGAAUUAUGAGAAUGUGGUCUCAUUAGAAUCUCAGAUUCCCAGUCAGGACCCAGCCUCCCAAAUAGAACAAGAGGAAAAGCCAUGGGACCCCAAUCUCCAGAGUGCUAAGGAACCAGGGAUCUCCAAAAUCCCUUAUAUAGAAGAGAAGAAAGAAAACAAGGAAGAGAGUUCUUCUGAACAUUUUGAGGAAGAGCAGCCUCAAGAAAUACCCUCUGGACAUUCAGAAAUAGAGGUUCCCUGGAGUCCUGAGCAGGGAAAAUCAGGACAGUGGAAUCCUUCUCCAGAGGAGAAACUGGGAAAACCCACAGCUUGGGCAUUGGGUCGCAGUGAUUUGAUAAAACCAAAGAAACCUCAGCCAGGAGAGAAACUAUAUAAAUGUCUAGUGUGUGAAAAAAAUUUCUCUAACAACUCAAAUCUUAUUAGGCACCAGAGAACCCAUACAACAGAGAGACUCUGUAUGGGUUUAGAGUGUGGAGAAAUUUUUGGUGGGAAUCCACAUUUUAUUCCUCCCCAUAGAGUACAUCUGGGAGAAGAAGCCCACAAGUGCCUUGAGUGUGGGAAAAGCUUCAGUCAGAACACACACUUGACUAGACAUCAACGUACCCAUACAGGUGAGAAGCCCUAUCAGUGUAAUGUGUGUGGGAAAAGCUUCUCUUGCAACUCAAACCUUCACCGGCAUCAGAGAACCCAUACUGGUGAGAAACCCUACAAGUGCCCUGAAUGUGGAGAAAUUUUUUCUCAUAGUUCUAACCUAAUUAGACACCAGAGAAUUCACACAGGAGAAAGACCCUAUAAAUGCUCCGAAUGUGGGAAAGGUUUCUCUCGGAGCUCACAUCUUGUCAUACAUGAGAGAACCCAUGAGAGAGAGAGAUUUUAUCCUUUCUCUGAAUGUGAGGGAACAGUAAGUAACAGUACAACAUUUAUCACAAAUCAUGGAACCCAGAGAGGAGAGAAGAAACUCUUUAAAUGUUUGACAUGUGGGAAAAGCUUCAGGCAAGGUAUGCAUCUCACCAGACACCAGAGAAUACACACUGGAGAAAAACCUUAUAAAUGUCCUCUGUGUGGGGAAAACUUCUCUCACAGCUCCAACCUCAUUAGGCAUCAAAGAAUCCACACAGGAGAGAAGCCCUAUACUUGUCAUGAAUGUGGGGACAGUUUUUCUCACAGCUCCAAUCGGAUUCGACAUCUGAGAACCCACACUGGAGAGAGGCCCUAUAAAUGUUCUCAAUGUGGAGAAAGCUUUUCUCGAAGUUCUCGUCUUAUGAGUCACCAGAGGACUCAUACAGGCUAGAAAUGGUUUGCAGUUUUGACAUAGCCAGAUUAGCAGAAGAGCUUUUAUUUGGAAUUGGUCUUCUCUGUCUCAGCAGACAGAUCUCUACUUUGAAGAAGUUGCUUCAGAGAAUUACUUUGCCAGUAGGGAGAAUUUUGUCCAGAGAAGCUGAGAUAGCCUCAAGCUGUGAAAAAGCAUUCCUGCAUCCUCUCCAGAGCCUGGGGGCAACAGGGAGAGCAGCAAAUGCAGUCUGUAGUGACCCCCUCAGAGAAGAAUUCUGUGGUAAGUUCUCCCUGUUCCUAAAGUAAACACCUCUCAGUAUACAUAUCCAGAUUUUGAUUUGGCUCCCUUGCUGUGCCUGUUAUCUCUAAUCGAAUAGGAUAAAGUGGAAGAAGUUUAUAUUUUCUAUCUCAUCCUUCUCCAGAGAGACACAGCUGGAAUAUUUGGGCCACUUGAGGCUCUGAAGCUUUCCUGGAAGGCACUGGCUCUAAUUUUAGUUUGAGAAAAACAUGAACAACCCAAGACAAUGAUCACAGCACCAUUUCAUCUAAUAAGAAUGACCACUGGAAGGGAACUUUGGUGAAUUGGUUCAAAAGAGAGAGUUGGUAGUCCAGAAACCAAAGGGAAACAGCAUCAUGGAAGUUUCAGGUUAGUGAGAGAAAUAGUAAAGGAUAUGGAAGUCUGGAUCAGCCUAUUCUCUGCAGGGAUUUUUAAGCUAUUGUGUUACAACAUAGCUGGGUAGAGAAAGAGCCAUGCAGGAGAAAAGCCCUGUACUAUUCAAGAGUUCCUGAAUCUAAUUGGCUUUUUCUGGGUAAGAUUAUGGACAGGUGUCCAGGAGGAUGAUGAGUGGGUUCAUCAAGACAAGAAGACUUAAUAGUAUGGGUAUAUUGAGGGUCAUGGGGGAUAAGGAUCAGAGGACAUGGACUGAUUCUUCCCCACUUCUCUGAAGUUGUCCAAAUUAAGUCAUGGUGCAUCGUAGCUCCUAUUGAAAAUGCAUUAGAAUGAUCAAUAUUAAAGGACCAUAAACCUACAUGGCUUUUCAGUAACACCCCUCCCCCAACCCCAGUAUUCUGCUUUCUUUGCCUUUCUUUGGGCUAAUGACUCUUUCUUUGUAUUGUCUUGUUAGACUGACCUGGAAAGUUCUGAUAAAAAUCCUAGCUAUUGGAUUGAUUCUAUGUCCAUGGCUAGCUUACUAGGCUAGAACAAUUACAGAGGUCCACGUGUAGGUCCAAUACCUGUCUUGCUCACACUGGACUUAUACAAAGCCUUUAAAAGGAAUGUUUUUGCCUUCUAUGAACUUGGUGUAAUAAAGUAAAAUUUCUUUCA